Galendromus occidentalis (western predatory mite) is the source of this 1590-nucleotide messenger RNA. Its product is annotated as cytochrome P450 4V2. Gene Ontology annotation, molecular function: monooxygenase activity; heme binding; iron ion binding. The coding region runs from base 1 to 1590 and encodes 529 amino acids. NCBI's taxonomy places the organism in Eukaryota, Metazoa, Arthropoda, Arachnida, Mesostigmata, Phytoseiidae. The transcript is spliced from 8 exons. The record is from RefSeq and is a predicted model, not a curated record.
AUGCUCGAUGCGAUAUACCGCUCCUUCAGUGAGCUCAGUUUGGUGGAGAAAAUUCUUGUCAUCUACUGUGGGCUCUUUGUACGAUGGGCAUCUGCUGUGGUGUAUCGUCAUUUUCGGAUGUGGAAAGCUUUGCGACCAAUGCCUGGUCCGUUCGACCGUGGCCUUUCGGGAUUCAUACCCCCGGCCUACAACAUAUUCUGCCUCAUCCUCCAGAAAGCUGAUUCGGAGUACUGGGACACAUCUACAGGCAUUUUUCGAUUGCUGACAGGCUUGAGCGCUUGGUACCACAAGGAGAAGGUGUACAAGGUCUUCCUGGGUUUCCAGCCGACGGUAAUCGUGUUUUCCCCGGAAGGAGUUGAGGCUGUCCUGAAUCAUACGACAAAUCUCAAGAAGCCGAUCCUGUAUUCUCUCUUGAACACAUGGCUGGGCACAGGCUUGCUUACAAGUUGUGGAGAGAAAUGGCGUGCACGCCGGAAGAUGUUGACGCCGGCCUUCCACUUCCGAAUUCUUGAAGAUUUCCUGCCGGUCAUGAAUGAGCAGGCAGACGUGUUCGUGGCAAAUCUUCAGACCAAAAUCGACGCAGACUUCGAUAUCGUACCUGAGAUCACAAAAUGCACGCUGGACAUCAUUUGUGAAACCGCGAUGGGUGUCAAAGUCGGAGCUCAGUCCGGAACUGAAUCGCAAUACGUGACAGACGUUUACGCCGUGGGAAAAUUCUUUCUUGAACGGCUCGUACGCCCGUGGCUCUACCUAGAUUAUCUGUACUUGCUCACGGAGGCUGGCAGGACUUUUCGACGUCAUGUGAAAGGCAUACAUGCGUUCACUGAAGGCGUCAUCAAAGAAAGGAAGCAACAAGCCGUCGCGGAGAGGAAGCUCGAUCCACAAUAUCGAGGAAAACGUCUGGCGUUCCUCGAUCUCCUUCUAGAACAACAUUUCGCAAACCCAAAAUCCUUACCGGAGAGCGACAUACGAGAGGAGGUCGACACCUUCAUGUUCGAGGGACACGAUACAACGGCUAUGGCGCUCUCUUGGACCAUUUUCAUGAUGGGUCUCCAUCCCGAUGUCCAACGCCGUUGCCAAGAUGAACAGGACAGGAUAUUCGGAUCCGAUGAAAGACAGCCGAGCAUGGCGGAUCUCAGGAGCAUGAAGUACCUGGAUUGCUGCAUCAAAGAGGCCCUGAGACUCUUCCCAUCGGUACCGGUUGUUGGUAGAGAGGUGCACGCAGCUUUCCGCUUGAACGGAUACGAAAUUCCAGCAGGGACGGUCGUGCUGGUGUUUUCGUAUCAAUUGCACCGUGACAAGCAGAGCUUCCCGAAACCCGAGGAGUUCAUACCGGAGCGCUUCCUCCCUGAAAAUUCGAACGGGAGGCAUCCUUUCGCAUACGUUCCAUUUUCGGCAGGACCGCGAAACUGCAUCGGUCAACGAUUUGCGCUGAUGGAGGAAAAAGUAGUUUUAUCCAGAUUCUUGCGGAACUUCAGCGUCAAAUCAAUGGUCGGGUUGGAAUCUAUAGAACUUUCGGCCGAGAUGGUCUUGAGAUCGAAGACGGGUUUGCCGGUGAAGAUUUCAAGGAGAACACCAUCUUGGGUGUGA